This is a messenger RNA of Drosophila willistoni, 1760 nucleotides long. It is a transcript of the gene Rbbp5, whose product is annotated as retinoblastoma-binding protein 5 homolog. NCBI's taxonomy places the organism in Eukaryota, Metazoa, Arthropoda, Insecta, Diptera, Drosophilidae. Gene Ontology annotation, cellular component: Set1C/COMPASS complex. Bases 166 to 1632 code for a protein of 488 amino acids. Gene Ontology annotation, molecular function: protein binding. The record is from RefSeq and is a predicted model, not a curated record. The transcript has 7 exons.
AGACACCUAGAAUUCUUUCUAUUUUCAGUCUAUGGUUGUUGGUGUGCAUCAUGGAAAAUUAAUCCAAAUAUUGACAAAACCGGCUCGACCAAAUCUAGUGGCAGGAACUGAUUAACUCCACUUUACUUAGGCAAGGUCAAACGAACUAUAUAUUUAGGCAACGAAAUGAAUUUGGAGUUGCUUGAGUCCUUUGGUCAGAACUAUCCAGAAGAGUUUGAUGGCUCUCUGGACUGCAUAUCUCUGGCUGUUACCUGCGCCUUUAAUAAAUAUGGAACUUUGCUGGCGGUGGGCUGCAAUGAUGGCCGCAUAGUAAUAUGGGAUUUUCUAACUCGAGGCAUAGCCAAGAUUAUAUCCGCCCAUGUACAUCCCGUUUGCAGCUUAAGUUGGACAAGAAAUGGUCAUAAGUUGCUCUCCGCCUCCACAGAUAACAAUGUCUGCAUUUGGGAUGUCCUUACUGGUGAACUAGAGCACAAAUAUCGAUUCCCAUCUCCGGUGCUGAAGGUACAAUUCGAUCCCCGCAACGACAAUCGUCUGCUGGUGUGUCCCAUGCGAUAUGCAGCAGUUUUGGUUGCAAUUGGCGGGACUCAUCGUUGUUUGCCUUUGGAUUCUGAUGGUGACUUAAAUAUUGUAGCCUCGUUUGAUCGCCGGGGUAAACACAUAUAUACAGGCAAUGCCAAGGGAAAGAUAUUGGUUCUAGAUGUGGAAACGUUUGAGGUGGUUGCCAGUUUUCGCAUCAUAGUGGGAACAUCUAGUGCCACAGCCGUGAAGAGCAUAGAAUUCGCUCGACGAGGCGAUGCCUUCCUCAUUAAUACCUCCGAUCGUGUGAUACGAGUCUAUGACUCUAAGGAAAUCAUUGCUUUGGGCAAGGAUGGUGAGCCAGAGCCUAUACAAAAACUUCAGGAUUUGGUCAACAAGACUACUUGGAAGAAAUGUUGUUUUUCUGGCGAUGGUGAAUAUAUUUGUGCUGGAAGCGCUCGCCAGCAUGCCUUGUAUAUAUGGGAAAAGUCUAUCGGCAAUCUGGUGAAGAUUUUACAUGGCACAAAGGGUGAACUAUUGCUGGAUGUUGUGUGGCAUCCAGUUCGGCCAAUUAUAGCCAGCAUUAGUUCGGGUUUGGUUUCGAUAUGGGCCCAGAAUCAGGUUGAAAAUUGGUCAGCUUUUGCGCCCGACUUCAAGGAGCUCGACGAAAAUGUUGAAUAUGAAGAACGUGAAUCGGAAUUCGAUAUAGCUGACGAGGAUAAAUCGAUCGACUUGAAUGCCGAUGCUCAACAGGACGAAGAGAUUGAGGUCGAUGUACAGAAAGUAGAACCAGUGGCUGCAUUCUGUUCAUCCGAUGAAGAAGGUGAGGAUGAAAAUGCCUUACAAUUCUUGCCAAUGGCACCAGAAGUGGAGGAUCCAGAAGAUGGCUGGGCUGCCCAGGAACCUAUUGAAGCAAAUGCAGCGCUACUAAACAGUGAUCCUCAAGAUUAUGAAGAUGAAAUUAUGGCCUCCAAGCGUCGGCGUAUGCAGCUGUAUGAUGUCAGUCUGCCCGAUGCACCAAUUGAUGAAACCCAUCCGCUUAUAUCGAGUAAGGCCAGCAAGGAUAAGCAACAGCCUGUGGGUGGCAAAAAAGCAACCGGUCGCACUAAGAAAUAAAACCAGAGCUUAGAUAAGUUAAGGUAUUGAAUUAAGUUAAUGUUAACACAAGAGGUUUGGCCCAACUUCGGCAUUGCCGUAGUUUUUGCAUAGUUAUCUAGAAUAUACUUUAUGAUAUAUUUUAUAAA